UUGUCCGCCUCUUAAACGGAUUAAGCUUAGCCACGAUGGUAAACUGCCGGUCCUGUUUCUUUUCUUUUGCAGUCGCCCUUUGUGUCCUGCUGCCAGAAGGCCAGGCUGCAGCAGAAUCCGAUCUCCUGGCAAACAACAGUCGGCACCAAAGGACCAAGAGAUGUUCUUGCACCAGCUGGAUGGACAAGGAGUGCAUCUAUUUCUGCCACCUUGGCAUCAUCUGGAUCAACACACCAAGCCACUCUGUACCCUAUGGGCUAGGAAGUCUUCCUACACGACACAAGAGGUCCCUCCGCAGAUGUGCGUGCUCACAUUUCAAGGAUAACUUCUGUACAACGUUUUGUCAUGGCAAUCCUCAAAAUCCCCCCAAAAUGCAGCCGCCCAAGGACACAGGAAUAUUGGCAAAGCUUCGUCGGAGCAGAAAUCCCAAGCUUGACAAGUUGAACUUUGGAAAGUUUUCCGGUUCUUACGCUUUCCGGAACUGAAUUUACCAGAAGGCUUUUUCCAAGAUAUCAAAGUCUUCCAUGGGAAAAGAGUUUUCUGAAGAAAAAGGGAUCAGCAGAAAACUGAAGGAUGCUCCUUGUCUUAGUUGAUGGAGUCCUCCAUUUCCAAAGAUGCUCCUCUGCUAAGGAGUCAAAGGAGAGAACACAUAACACUGAUGGAGAAGAAAGAAAAGUCUACAUAAAGCUGCGGCUGGGAUGAACAAGGAGCACCAUUGCCAAUGGAACACUUCCCCUGUUACUCCAAAGAUGAUGACAAAGAAGGUAUUGGAAGAAAUCUCACCAUUUUUCUCCUGCUCCUUGAUGAUGCAUCUCCUCCUGUGCCUCUUUGUUGGGU
Pseudonaja textilis is the source of this 837-nucleotide messenger RNA. RefSeq names its product endothelin 2 (gene EDN2). Gene Ontology annotation, molecular function: endothelin B receptor binding; hormone activity. Gene Ontology annotation, cellular component: extracellular region. Gene Ontology annotation, biological process: regulation of systemic arterial blood pressure by endothelin; vein smooth muscle contraction; regulation of vasoconstriction. The record is from RefSeq and is a predicted model, not a curated record. Lineage: Eukaryota; Metazoa; Chordata; Lepidosauria; Squamata; Elapidae.